Antechinus flavipes (yellow-footed antechinus) is the source of this 1709-nucleotide messenger RNA. RefSeq names its product translocase of outer mitochondrial membrane 40 (gene TOMM40). Lineage: Eukaryota; Metazoa; Chordata; Mammalia; Dasyuromorphia; Dasyuridae. Gene Ontology annotation, cellular component: mitochondrial outer membrane; mitochondrial outer membrane translocase complex. Gene Ontology annotation, biological process: protein import into mitochondrial matrix. The transcript is spliced from 10 exons. Gene Ontology annotation, molecular function: transmembrane protein transporter activity. The coding region runs from base 86 to 1159 and encodes 357 amino acids. The record is from RefSeq and is a predicted model, not a curated record.
GCGCCUGCGCGUUGAGCGCCGCCUCCCGCACGGGGGUUCGGUUGCGGAGCGGAAGCCGGGAGGAGCCGGAGCCGCCGGAGUGAUCAUGGGCAACGUGUUGGCCGCUAGCUCGCCGCCCGCGGGGCCGCCCCCCCCGUCCGGCCCGGGCCUCGUGGCCGCGCCGCCGCCGCUCCCGCCACCGCCUCCGGGCUUCACGCUGCCCCCCAUGGGAGGCCUGAGCGCGGCGUCCGGCGGCCGCGGAGGAGUCCCGGGCGCCCCUGCGAGCGGGGCCCCGAAGCCGGUGGACCAGGCCAGCUGGUGCCUCCCCAACCCCGGCACGUUUGAGGAGUGCCACCGCAAGUGCAAGGAGCUGUUCCCUGUGCAGAUGGAGGGCGUGAAGCUCACAGUGAACAAGGGCCUCAGCAACCACUUCCAGGUCAAUCACACCGUGGCCCUCAGCACCAUCGGAGACUCCAACUACCACUUUGGGGUCACCUACGUGGGGACCAAGCAGCUCAGCCCCACCGAGGCCUUCCCGGUGCUGGUGGGAGACAUGGACAACUGUGGGAGCCUCAACGCCCAGGUGAUCCACCAGGUGGGGCCAGGGCUGCGCUCCAAGAUGGCGGUGCAGACGCAGCAGUCCAAGUUUGUGAACUGGCAGGUGGACGGAGAGUACCGGGGCUCGGACUUCACGGCCGCGGUGACCCUGGGGAACCCCGACGUGCUGGUGGGCUCAGGGAUCCUGGUGGCUCACUACCUGCAGAGCAUCACCCCGUGCCUGGCCCUGGGCGGGGAGCUGGUUUAUCACCGAAGGCCGGGCGAGGAGGGCACCGUCAUGUCCCUGGCAGGGAAGUACACAGCGCCCAACUGGCUGGCGACCUUGACCGUGGGCCAGGCGGGGGCCCACGCCACUUACUACCACAAAGCCAGCGACCAGCUCCAGGUCGGGGUGGAGUUUGAAGCCAGCACCCGGAUGCAGGACACUAGCGUCUCCUUCGGCUACCAACUGGACCUGCCCAAGGCCAACCUCCUCUUCAAAGGCUCCAUGGACAGCAACUGGAUCGUGGGCGCGACCCUGGAGAAGAAGCUGCCCCCCCUGCCCCUGACGCUGGCCCUGGGCGCCUUCCUCAAUCACCGAAAGAACAAGUUCCAGUGCGGCUUCGGCCUCACCAUCGGCUGAGCCCGGCACCCCGCCGGCUGGCCCGGGCCCGCGCUCUGGGCUGGGCAGGAAGGGCCCCGAGGGCUGGAAGGGGAGGCCCCCGGACCGGGGGAGACCUCGGGCUUCGGAGAGGAACUUCAGACUACUGGAAGACCAAUCCCCCUGCCCCCUCUCCCGUUCCUGGAAGGGUGCUAGGCUCUAGGAGACCUAGGUGGGAAGGACUAUGGGGGAGGGUCCUCAGGGUGGGCCUCUCCCUCCCCCCGCGGUGGAGCUGGGCGUCCCUGCCCUGCCUCUGGUGGCCACAGGAGGGGCCCCCAUCAUCCUAGCCCCCCGUUCCGUCCAUUCCCUCGGCCUCUCCCCCCUCCCUCCUAGCCUCUGCUGCCACCCCCUCAGUGUAAAUCAUGUUUAUAAGUUAUGGAAAAAAACAGAACAUUUUACAGAAAAAAAAAACCCACAAAAAUACAUGAGUAAAGUGAGUAAUGGGGAGGAGGUGGCGUCUCUGUACAAGGGGGCGGGUCUCCUCGUUGGCUGGCUGCCCCCCCUUCCCCGUCCCCCCCCCAUGUUUCAGGUG